Molecule: messenger RNA, 1395 nt
Organism: Spodoptera littoralis (African cotton leafworm)
Lineage: Eukaryota; Metazoa; Arthropoda; Insecta; Lepidoptera; Noctuidae
Source: the annotation of a GenBank genome assembly
AUGGUCCGGACAGUCUAUUCUCCGGAAUAUUGCUUGCAGUAUUUAGAGCAAUAUGCUUCGAAAGAAAUUUUCGUAAUAGGAUUAAUUCUCGGGCAGUCAACUGCCGCCCGAGAGAAUGUCAUCCACUUGGCUCGCACACCAGAUGAGAAAAGUUCUGAAAGUGCCUCAGAGACAAGUUAUGUAUUGGAAAAAAUAGAAACGAAGACACUUUUAAAUGUCUCCGAAGCGUGGGUCGCCGAUCAUGCGAAACACGUAACUAGAAUGCUUCCUGGAGGCAUGUUUGUUCAAGGGAUCUUUAUAACAAGUGAUGAAGAUAUUUUUGAGGAACCAAACAGUUUCAGCAAAGUGAAGUCAAUUGUAAAUCACAUAUACAAGGCAAUGAAUACUAACCAGUACAUGUUUGGAAACUGCCCGUAUUCAAAUGAAAGACUUAUGUUGCAUAUGUCUACUAGUACAAAAGUGCUUACUUGUAAGAGUAUUGAAGUUGGUGCACCUGCCAAAAGUACAGUAAUCAAGCCAGUGGAAUGGAAGUUCUUGCCCAAAGCCCAACAGUGGCAGCGAUUGGACUGCUAUUACGAGUUUGAUGAUGUUUAUCCUGUGAUUGUAAAGAAAAGUGGCAUAUCUGUGAAGCAACAGUUUCAGCAAAUUUUGGAAUCGGCUCACAAAACAAUUGAAUCCAGCAUCAUGUUCAUAGACGGUGAACUCAAAGACAACUCUGAAGUUCUGGAACUGCUCUUUAAAAAGAAGAAACCUAAAACUAACACUAAAUCAGUUCAGCAGGAGCUUCCUAAAUCAAUGAAUGUUUCUUUAUUUGUGCCAUUUGAAAACUCGCUACCUGAAACAGUGGAAUAUCUGGAAUGUGAUGGCAGCAUUCAUUUUAGUGGUGUAGUAUCUUCAAGUGUGUUUAUGUACCCGAAGGCAACUGUCAGUGAAACCAUUGCAGCAGUUAAACAAGACAUAAUAAGAUCCUUAGCAUCUCGGUUCACCAUGCAUUGCGAUGCAUUGAUUGAUGAUAACUUACUACCUGAAGAAAAAGUUUGCUUCAAUGAACCGCCACGCCGAGUGUUAGUCCCAGUAGGUGCUCUGUACCUCUGUGAUUAUCUUUUCCCCGGCGAAGCACCCGCUGAGGCACUUCUCUCAGUUCGAGAAUUGUUAGACCUGAAGAUUACAGAGGCUGAUGUAAUCUGUGAUGUCGAGACGCCAGCUGAUACGUCUGAGUUUGAUGCACUAGACAGGGAUGCGAGCAGUGAAGAGCUACUGGCAACACCUCAAGAAGCGAGCCAGUUCAUGUACAUCACGGGCAUUUGUUUUGCCAUGUUUGUUUUAAUUGUUUCCAUCAUCAUACACUACUACGACGGAAUCGUCAAAGUUUUAAGUAAAGUCCUCUCUAAAUAA